AAGAAACAGAACGUGAUUGCCUUUUUUCAUCCAUACUGCAAUGCCGGAGGUGGUGGAGAACGUGUUUUAUGGUGUGCCAUCCGAUCAAUGCAACAAAAGUAUCCACACUUACAACUCAUUGUUUAUUCCGGAGAUCGUGAUGCAACAAUGGAACAGAUUCUGUUGAAAGCCAAGCAACGAUUUGGAAUCAGGAUUGCACCGAGAAAUGUGGCCUUCGUCUUCUUAAGGCUCCGCCGUUUAGUUGAAGCAGACUUAUAUCCGUGUUUCACGCUUUUAGCUCAAACUAUGGCUGGUUUCGUUCUGGGCCUGGAGGCUUUGUUACAGCUCAACCCAGAAGUGUUUAUUGACAGUAUGGGAUACAGUGCCACGCUUCCUCUUUUUAGGUGGAUCGGAGGAUGCAGGGUGGCAGCAUAUAUCCACUAUCCAACUAUUUCAAGUGAUAUGAUUGAUUUGGUGUCACGUCGAGAACAAACGUACAACAACGCUGAUAUCAUUGCGCAGAGCAAUGUGCUUAGUCACGCAAAGUUAUUGUACUAUCGUCUAUUUGCGUGGGUAUAUAGCCUAUUUGGGCAGUCAGCUGAGGUCGUAAUGGUGAAUGGAAGUUGGACUGCCGGACAUAUCAAACGAAUAUGGCGUUGCGAUGAUGCUAAAGUUGUUUACCCUCCUUGUGAUGUGACUGCUUUUCUGGCAUUGGAUCAAAUAGCUGAGACAAGAUUUGCUGAAGACAAAACUAUCAGAAUAUUAUCCAUUGGACAAAUUCGACCAGAAAAAAACCACAAGAUGCAGUUAGAAGUGAUUCGAAUGAUGAAGAAAAAAUUGGAUGAACGUGACGAUGGAACUAAGAUUGAGCUGACAAUUGCGGGUGGUUGCCGAAACCAUGAUGACCAUGGUCGUGUGAAGCAUUUGAAGUGGGAAUUGACCUCUGAUGUGAAGUGGAAGCUCAAUAUAUCGUACGAGGAGCUACUGGAUGCACUAUCGGAGUCAUUAAUUUUUCUUCAUACAAUGUGGAACGAGCAUUUUGGAAUUUCUGUGGUUGAAGGCAUGGCCGCAGGUACAAUAAUGCUUGCCCAUGACUCUGGUGGACCUCAAAUGGAUAUCAAGCAACCUAUUGGCUUUCUUGCGGCUACUCAAGAAGAAUACGUCCGGCUUAUAUUACACAUUGUUGAAAUGACACGAGCAGAGCGUGAAGCUGUCAGAGAAGCUGCUCGGAAAUCUGUUAGUCGAUUUAGUGAAUCUGUGUUCGAACGGAAUUGGAAUGAGUGUAUUAAACCGUUGUUGCCUUAG
Messenger RNA from Angiostrongylus costaricensis, 1284 nucleotides. The record is from the annotation of a GenBank genome assembly. Lineage: Eukaryota; Metazoa; Nematoda; Chromadorea; Rhabditida; Metastrongylidae.